CUUUUCCUGGCCUGUCCUUUCACCAGCAGAAAUGCGGAAAAACCAGUUCUGUGGUUAAUUGCUGCACUUCCCUCCACGCCCAUGGGGCAGAUCUCCUCCUCCUCACUCACAGCCUGGGUGCACUUCAGCCUCCAGCCUCUGCCCUUGCCUUUGCUCAGCUGGUUCAGGUGCUCUGUCAAGCCUCUGUGCUCCUUGCAUUAGCCUUGCGGCUGCCUUCCCCUUUUCCUUGUCUGCCAGAGCUCCUGUUUCUUUGCUGGCUUCUUCUCCCUUGGGCAACGCACUGGGUUGGCCUGCAGGUGCAGAAGGUGCAGGCAGCUGCCCUCCUGGCCCUGCCCUGCCCUGCCUGGAGGGGUAGCAUUCAGAGGUGAUGUCUGGAGGCAGCGAGCGGAUCAUGAAGGCACUGAAGGAGGUGUGGAGAAGAGCAGAAAACUCAUUGUGUGCAGACUGUGGGAAGCCAGAUCCUGACUGGGCAUCCUCUACUUUGGGUGUUUUUAUAUGCCUCAGCUGUUCAGGAAUUCACCGCAACAUCCCUAGCAUCAGCAAAGUCAAAUCCUUGAAGAUGGACCACUGGGAUGAUGCUCAGGUGCAGUUUCUGGCCAAGCAUGGGAAUGCUGUCACUAAAGCCAUAUAUGAAGCUCACAUCCCUAUUUACUAUUACCAGCCAACCUACAAUGACUGCCACGUGCUGAGAGAACAGUGGAUCCGGGCCAAAUACGAACGCAGAGAGUUCACCGAGCCUGGAAAGCAUCUGCCCUAUUCUGAUGGGGUGAAAGAAGGCAUCCUCUGGAAGCGAGGUCGAGACAGUGGGCAGUUCCUACCACGCAAGUUCCUCUUGUCUGAGAGAGAGGGAAGUCUGAAGUAUUUCACCAAGCAGGAUGCCAAAGAACCCAAAAUCAAUGUUAAAAUAGAUGUCAUCAAUGCUACCUUCCAACCAAUGAAGAUUGGGAACCCCAAUGGCCUGCAGAUCACCUAUCUCAAAGACAACAAGACCCGGAAUAUAUUUGUCUACCAUGAAAGUGGAAAGGAGGUAGUGGAUUGGUUCAAUGCCAUUCGCUCUGUGCAGUUCCAUUAUCUGAAGGUAGCAUUUCCCAUUGCCAGUGACAGUGAGAUUAAAACUCGACUGACAAGAAACUUCCUGAAGGAGGGAUACAUGGAGAAGACUGGCCCCAAGCAGAGAGAGGCGUUUAAGAAGCGCUGGUUCACGCUGGAUCACCGCAGGCUGAUGUACUUCAAGGAUCCCUUGGAUGCAUUUGCUAAGGGUGAGGUAUUUGUGGGCAGCAGAGAGAAUGGAUAUAGUGUCCAGAAGGGAUUGCCUUCAGGGACACAGGGCAACUUCUCCUGGCACUAUGGCCUCACCAUUGUCACCCCUGACCGGGAAUACCUCUUCACUUGUGAGACGGAGACCGACCAGCUGGACUGGAUCACAGCCUUCACUAGCGUCAUCGACCAGGCCAUGACACCACAGGAGUAUGCCAUUGAAGCCUACUUCAAGUUCAAAUCCUAGGAAACCAAGCAGGAGCCUUGCUGUGACUUUACCUGGCAGGCUGUCAGCAGAGAAGAGGAUAUUGACAUCAUUGAAGCACCCUCUGAAGCACUUCUUUCACUCCAUAGAGGGUCUGCCUUGUUCUGAGGGUCCAAUUAAGCUGCUUCCUUUGAAGUGCAAGACUUUGAGUCUGAAUCCUCAUGCAACCUGCCACUGUUAAAUUGCUGUGAUCUGACUGGCUGCUGGCAGACCUUGCUUGUCAGUUGGACCUUGAAAACUUGGCACUUGCUGUGUUGGACAUGGGACCUAGCAUCACUCCUGCAUGAAACGGCAGGCAGUCACCUACCUUACUCAAGAAAGCUGCCUGGCUGGAGCUACACCUGAGUGGGUUGCAGGGGCUCAGGAGAGACUGUUCCUUUACCAGCCUUCUCUGCUGGUGUCAGAGAUGUGAAACAUCUAGACGUUUGAUCAGUUAGAGCUGUAGUUGAGAAAAGUCACUUAAAAGAUACAAUCUAACAUCUAAAUGUGAGGCCUUUUUCCUCCUGCCAUGUGUAUACUUGAAAGAUUCUCCAGACCACAUUUGUGUGGAGAUUUUCCUCUGCUUUCAACGGAGAAGGUUAAGAGGUCUGCACAAAAAUGUGCGUGGGUAAAGUGUGUGUGUGCACAUAAUGAAAAGCAGUGAGAGCUGCAACACUGCCCUAGCAAAAUGUGUGAGGGAUAUUCAAACCGUUGAGGUUCAGCUGUGAAAUUUGAGUCUCUAAUUAAACCAAUGUAGAGAGGUUGGGUCUGGCA
This is a messenger RNA of Pogoniulus pusillus (Red-fronted tinkerbird), 2275 nucleotides long. RefSeq names its product arf-GAP with dual PH domain-containing protein 1-like. NCBI's taxonomy places the organism in Eukaryota, Metazoa, Chordata, Aves, Piciformes, Lybiidae. The record is from RefSeq and is a predicted model, not a curated record. Gene Ontology annotation, molecular function: phosphatidylinositol bisphosphate binding; GTPase activator activity; phosphatidylinositol-3,4,5-trisphosphate binding. Gene Ontology annotation, cellular component: cytoplasm; intracellular membrane-bounded organelle; plasma membrane. Bases 368 to 1504 code for a protein of 378 amino acids. The transcript has 11 exons. Gene Ontology annotation, biological process: positive regulation of GTPase activity.